Neurospora tetrasperma FGSC 2508 is the source of this 1143-nucleotide messenger RNA. RefSeq lists its product as uncharacterized. The record is from RefSeq and is a predicted model, not a curated record. Bases 59 to 991 code for a protein of 310 amino acids. Gene Ontology annotation, cellular component: peroxisome. The transcript has 2 exons. Lineage: Eukaryota; Fungi; Ascomycota; Sordariomycetes; Sordariales; Sordariaceae.
UUCGCAUUCUUGUGUCUCUCCUUGCCACACAAAACGAGCAAUUUCAACGAUCUUCACAAUGCCCGGCCCCGGAGUUGGUUUCGAAUACCCGCCCAAGAGUGUCUCUUGGUGCAAGAGGGAUCUUUUGCUCUUUGCCCAGUCCAUCGGAUGCAAGGCUGAGGAGCUUCACUUCCUUUACGAGCUUCAUCCCAACUUUGUUCCUUUUCCCACCUAUCCUUUGGCUCUGUCCUUCAAGCUCGACUCCUCAGAUGUAGUCGACUUCUACGCCGCCCAGAAGUCCAUUGCCAUCCCCGGCGUGCCUGUCUUCGACCCCGCUCGUGUCGUUGACGGACAGCGCCGGAUCGAAUUCUUCAAGCAGCUUCCCACCUCCUCUGAGGGCAAAAGGUUUGAGUCGCGGACCAAGGUUGUCGGCGUCUACGACAAGGGUCGCCCGGGCUCUGUCGUCGAGACCCAGACCGAUAUCGUAGAUGCUGCCAACAACGAAGUUUACUCGCGCAUCCACACCUCUUCCUUCUACGUCAACCAGGGCAACUGGGGCGGCCCUAAGGGUCCCGCCACCCAGAACUUCCCCCCUCCCAAGGACAAGAAGCCUGAUGCUGUGUUUGAGAACCAGACGACGCCCGAGACUCCUCUUCUGUACCGUCUAAACGGCGAUUACAACCCCCUCCAUGCGGAUCCCGAGCCCGGCAAGAAGAUGGGCUUCGGAGGCGUCAUCAUUCACGGUCUGUACUCGUGGAACUGGGCUUGCCACGGCCUGCUCCAACACCUUGGCGGUAGCGACCCCGCCAACAUCAAGGAGUACCAGGCCCGCUUCACCAGCCCUGUCCGUGGUGGUGAUAAGCUUGUUGCGUCGGCGUGGAAGACUGGUGAGAUCAAGGAUGGCUGGGAGGAGAUACGUUUCCAGGUCCAGAUCGAGGGUGGUAAGGUCGUGCUCAGCAAUGGACGCGCCCUGAUGAAGUGCGUCGGACCUGCUCCUCAGAGCAAGUUGUAAGAGAAACUGUGGUCAUUGUUGUAUAUAUAAGCAUGAGCAAGCGGCUGCUGUUUGUAUGAUUGGAAAUGGCAGAGAGAUUUCAUGAUACCAUAACGAUGCCAGCAGUAACAACAACUGGGCGGAUUUUUUUUAAACUUAUCUCUAGUGUCAGC